Molecule: messenger RNA, 3626 nt
Organism: Emys orbicularis (European pond turtle)
Lineage: Eukaryota; Metazoa; Chordata; Testudines; Emydidae
Gene: PAM
Product: peptidylglycine alpha-amidating monooxygenase
Exons: 27
Coding region: 1-2967 (988 amino acids)
Biological process (GO): peptide metabolic process
Cellular component (GO): membrane; extracellular region
Molecular function (GO): protein binding; copper ion binding; peptidylglycine monooxygenase activity
Source: RefSeq, a predicted model, not a curated record
AUGGCUGGCCUCAUUAACAACCUGCUGAUACUGUUGCUUGUUUUUCAAAAUACCUGUUUGGGUUUCAAAAACCCACUUUCUGUCUUUAAGAGGUAUAAAGAUACUACUAGAUCUCUUUCAAGUGAAUGCCUUGGAAACAACAGGCCAGUGAUUUCUCUUGGUCUAACUGAUUUUGCAUUGGAUAUUCGCAUGCCUGGGGUGACUCCUAAGCAGUCUGAUACCUACCUCUGCAUGUCAUUACGUCUGCCAGUGGAUGAGGAAGCCUAUGUAGUUGACUUCAGGCCUCAAGCCAGCAUGGACACUGUCCAUCACAUGUUACUCUUUGGAUGUAACGUACCUUCUUCUACUGAGAAUUACUGGGACUGUGAUGAAGGAAUAUGCACAGACAAGUCCAACAUUUUAUAUGCUUGGGCAAGAAAUGCUCCUCCCACCAGACUACCCAAAGGUGUUGGAUUCAAAGUUGGAGGAGAAACAGGUAGCAAAUAUUUUGUGCUCCAAGUACAUUAUGGGGAUGUCAGUGCAUUCAGAGAUAAACACAAGGAUUGCUCUGGUGUAACGUUACAUCUGACCCAUCAAAGGCAACCUUUGAUUGCUGGCAUGUAUCUUAUGAUGUCUGUGAAUACUGUUAUACCACCAGGGGAAAAAGUGGUUGAUGCAGAUAUUGCCUGCCAUUAUCAAAAGUAUCCAAUGCACCUCUUUGCCUAUAGAGUUCAUACACACCGAUUAGGUAAGGUGGUAAGUGGAUACAGAGUGAGAAAUGGUCAGUGGACCUUGAUUGGUAGACAGAGUCCGCAAUUACCACAGGCCUUCUAUCCUGUGGAACACCCUGUACACAUUAGUUUUGGUGAUACUUUAGCAGCUAGGUGUGUUUUCACUGGUGAAGGUAGAACGACGGAGACACACAUAGGGGGCACAGCCAGCGACGAAAUGUGCAAUUUCUACAUUAUGUAUUACAUGGAGGCCAAACAUGCUGUUUCAUACAUGACCUGUACACAGAAUAUAAACCCAGAUAUGUUCAGAAGCAUUCCACAGGAGGCAAAUAUUCCUAUUCCAGUGAAGUCUGAUAUGAUCAUGAUGACACAUGGGCAUCAUCAUGAAGAAACCAAGAAAACAGAUGAUAGUUCUUCACUGAAGCAGCCAAAAAGAGAAGAGGAAGAGGUUUUGGAUCAGGGUGAUUUCUAUUCACUCAUUUCCAAGCUGCUAGGAGAAAGGGAAGAUGUUGUUCAUGUGCAUAAGUAUAAUCCUACCGAAAAGGCAGAAUCAGAUCUUGUAGCUGAGAUUGCUAAUGUAGUCCAAAAGAAGGAUCUUGGCUGGUUUGAUGCCAGAGAGGUUACAAAUCACGAUGAAAGGGCCAAUACUAGUCUCGCCAGAAACAGAAUUCACAAAUUUCACAGACUAGAAUCCACCUUGAGGCCACCAGAGAACAGGCAUUUCUCUUUACAACAUGAUGAGGGAAGCUGGGAAAAAGAACAUACUGGAGGUGGCAGAGAAGGUAUAACAUGUUUCAGAUGCAGAGUACAGGAUUUCCACAUAGAAGAGGCUGUGGACUGGCCUGGAGUAAACCUCAAACUAGGCCAGGUUUCUGGGUUGGCCCUGGACCCUAAAAAUAACCUGGUUAUUUUCCACAGGGGUGAUCAUGUGUGGGAUAGAAACUCAUUUGACAGUAGCUUUGUUUAUCAACAAAGAGGACUUGGACCAAUUGAACAGAACACAAUUCUUGUAAUAGACCCAAGUAAUGCAGAAGUUCUUGAUUCCACAGGCAAAAAUCUAUUUUAUUUACCACAUGGAUUGAGUAUAGAUAAAGAUGGUAACUACUGGGUCACUGAUGUAGCUCUCCAUCAGGUGUUCAAAUUGGGAGUACAUGAUAAAGAACCUUUAUUGAUCCUGGGAAGGUCUUUGCAACCAGGCAGUGACAAAAAUCACUUCUGUCAACCAACCGAUGUGGCCGUGGAUCCAGUCACAGGCAACAUUUAUGUGUCUGAUGGCUACUGUAACAGCCGAAUUGUUGUGUUCUCUCCAAACGGAAUGUUCAUCAUGCAGUGGGGGGAAGAGACUUCAGUAGGCAAAGCCAAACCUGGCCAGUUCCGAAUCCCUCACAGCUUAACACUGGUACCUGAGUUUGGUCAGCUGUGUGUAGCAGACAGGGAAAAUGGACGAAUUCAGUGUUUUAGGUCAGAAACAGGAGAAUUCACAAGAGAAAUCAAACACAAAUUGUUUGGAAGAGAAUUAUUUGCAGUUUCAUAUAUUCCAGGUGGUCUGCUCUUUGCAGUUAAUGGAAUGCCGUAUCCUGGAGACAUAGAACCAGUGCAAGGAUUUAUGAUGAAUUUUUCCACUGGAGAAAUAAUGGACACUUUCAUUCCCGUUAGAAAGAGCUUUGAGAUGCCACAUGACGUUGUUGCUUCAGAAGACAAAACGGUGUACGUUGGAGAUGUUCAUGCCAAAACAGUAUGGAAGUUCACUUCCACAGAAAAAAUGGAGCAUCGAUCAGUUAAAAAGGCUGGUAUCGAGGUGCAGGAAAUAAAAGAAGCAGAGACAGUUAUAGAAGCCAAACUGAAAAACAAACCUGUUUCAACGGAGUCUCCAAAGAAGUGGGAAAAACAUCAUAUGGUCGAACAGGCCAGUCCUGGAAUUUCCUUUGUCCUUAUUACAACUCUUCUAAUUAUUCCUAUUGUUGUCCUGUUGGCAAUUGCUGUAUUUAUUCGAUGGAGGAAGACAAGGGUCUAUGGAGCUGAUGCUGACCACAAACUUGAAUCAAGUUCAGGAAGAAUCUUGGGCAGACUUCAAGGAAAAGGUAGUGGAGGCCUUAACCUUGGGAACUUCUUUGCAAGCCACAAAAGCUACAGUCGGAAAGGGUUCGACCGACUUAGUACUGAAGGGAGCGAUCAAGAAAAAGAUGAAGACGAUGGUACAGACUCAGAAGAAGAGUAUUCAGCUCCCCCACCCCCACCAGUAUCUUCCUCAUCCUGAAACCAGCCUUUGAUUUCUUCUACAUUGAACGAUUCUACCAAGAACAUCAGAUUCCUUUUCCCUUUAGCACGUUUAAGAUUUUGUGUAUUUAAUUGUAAACUGUACUAGUCUGUGUGGGGCUGUACACUGGGAUUUUUUGGUUUUAGUUUGGUUUUAGUUUGGUUUGGGGUUUUUUUUAAGUGGAGGAGUGUGUGGAAGUUUCAUAUCAGUGCCGUUGUCUUUAUGUAAACAUCUUAAUAAAGAAAACAAUCCUCUUUUAAUGGCAGUACUGAUUUAAAGUAGUAGUAUUUUCUCUUUUCUGUUUUGGGACCGUUUCUGUAUUUGUAAAUAAGUCCCAUUAUCUGGUUUAGCACAAUAUUUUCCUCAUAAUAUUUCAGUUGUCAGUUUCUUUCUUUUGUGCCUUUCCUGUUCAAUGUCCUUAAACUAUUGCAGUACCGAGGAAAUACAGUGCCACAAGAAAACAAAGCUGCUAAAUCUUCUUCUAUUUUUUUAAAAUCACUAACAUAAUAUUGCAUUGAGAGAGAGAAAAAAAGUCUCUAUUUAAUUCUUUUUUCUUCCUCCUUAGUUGGUGUGUUUCUGAUAUGUCUUAUUUUUAGAUAGUAUUACUAUUAAAAUACUAUUUUCAGAGGCUGAAUGUAAUUUGUGUAAUAAAGUGUUCG